Messenger RNA from Lasiodiplodia theobromae, 411 nucleotides. Its product is annotated as Histone 3. Bases 1 to 411 code for a protein of 136 amino acids. The record is from RefSeq and is a predicted model, not a curated record. Gene Ontology annotation, biological process: rRNA transcription. Gene Ontology annotation, molecular function: DNA binding; structural constituent of chromatin; protein heterodimerization activity. Gene Ontology annotation, cellular component: nucleosome. The transcript has 3 exons. Lineage: Eukaryota; Fungi; Ascomycota; Dothideomycetes; Botryosphaeriales; Botryosphaeriaceae.
AUGGCCCGUACCAAGCAGACUGCCCGUAAGUCCACUGGUGGCAAGGCUCCUCGCAAGGCUCUCGCCUCUAAGGCUGCCCGCAAGUCCGCCCCCUCGACCGGUGGCGUCAAGAAGCCCCACCGCUACAAGCCCGGCACCGUCGCUCUCCGUGAGAUCCGUCGCUACCAGAAGUCGACUGAGCUCCUCAUCCGCAAGCUCCCCUUCCAGCGUCUGGUCCGUGAGAUCGCCCAGGACUUCAAGUCGGACCUCCGCUUCCAGUCGUCGGCCAUCGGCGCCCUCCAGGAGUCCGUCGAGGCCUACCUCGUCUCCCUCUUCGAGGACACCAACCUGUGCGCCAUCCACGCCAAGCGUGUCACCAUCCAGUCCAAGGACAUCCAGCUGGCCCGCCGCCUCCGUGGCGAGCGCUCUUAG